ACGCGUUUUCUAAAACGAAAAAACAUGGAAAUUGAGGAACGCUCUCUCUUCUCUUUACCAUCGUAGACGACUCCAAUUUUAAAAUAGCACCAAAGGAAGGAUCCGGGCCGGGCUUUUCGGGCUUCAGUAAUGGGUCGUUUUUCUCUCAUCAUGAAAUGGCACCAUCUCCACAAUCGCAAGCCGUUGAAGCUCUUGAUUUUGCUCUUCAUUUUGUUUUCAGCUCAAAAUGGAGUGGUUUGGGGCUCCGAUUCCGAUAAAUCCGCGCUUCUCGAGCUCAAGGCCUCAAUUUCAGACCCCUACAGUGUGCUGAGCAGCUGGGGUUCCAACAGUCCGAAUCACUGCUCGUGGGCCGGGGUUUCGUGCGGGCCGGGUUCGCGGGUCGUUGCGCUGAAUAUAACCGGCGGAGGUAAUUCUUUGUCUUGUGCUCGAAUUGCUCAGUUUCCGCUCUAUGGGUUUGGGAUUAGGAGGAAUUGUUUGGCUGGAAAUCGUAAAAUUUUGGGUAAAUUGUCUGCUGCUGUUGCUAAGCUUAGUGAACUCAAGAUUUUAUCACUGCCUUUUAAUGAAUUGAGUGGUGAAAUUCCUGCUGAAGUUUGGGGUAUGGGAAAGCUUGAAGUGCUUGAUCUUGAAGGGAAUUUCAUCUCAGGCGCUUUGCCCUCUCAAUUUAGUGGGUUGAGGAAAUUGAAACUUCUUAACUUGGGAUUCAAUAAAAUCUUUGGAGGGAUGCCAACUUCUUUGUCAAAUUGUACGGGCCUUCGAGUUCUGAGUUUAGCUGGGAAUCAGCUGAAUGGGUCAAUUCCGAGGUUUGUGGGCGGGUUUAGGGAUUUAAGCGGGCUUCACUUGUCCUUUAAUCUGCUUAGUGGAUCUAUUCCAGUUGAGAUUGGUGAUAAUUGUGGGAAGAUGCAGCAUUUGGAGCUCUCCGGGAAUUACUUGACUGGUGAUAUUCCAAGAGAAAUUGCUAAAUGCAGUGGGCUAAAGACCCUUCUCUUGUACUCGAAUCUGUUGGAGGAGGUUCUUCCUAGUGAGCUUGGUCAGUUGAGUCAGCUUCAAGUGCUGGAUGUUUCGAGGAACAAUUUUGGGGGCCCGAUUCCACCUCAGAUUAGUAACUGUACAAGUCUUUCAGUCCUUGUAUUGGCAAACUCAUGGAAUCCUCUUCCAAAUGUUUCGAGUUUAGGUGGUAGUUAUUCGAUGGAGAAGCUGUCAUUGCCUGUUGAUGAAUACAAUUUCUAUGAGGGUACACUCCCUGAUGAAAUUACUCGUCUCUCAAGCUUGAGGAUGGUGUGGGUGCCUAGAGCAAUGCUGAACGGGGACUUCCCUGAUAGUUGGGGAUCCUGCAGCAACUUGGAGAUGCUGAAUUUAGCUGAGAACUAUUACUCGGGGGAAAUACCUGUCAGCUUUAGCAACUGCAAGAAGCUGCGGUUUCUUGAUUUGAGCUCGAACCGGCUAGGUGGGGAGAUCAGUGACAAAAUUCCCGUACCUUGUAUGGAUGUGUUUGAUGUCAGUGGGAAUCAUUUUUCGGGCUCAAUACCCAGAUUCAGUUACGAAUCUUGUGCUCCUGUAAAAUCCUUGUAUGGAGAUUCUACAGAUACUUCUGAUCCUUCUUCUGCAUACUUGGCAUAUUUCAGAUAUAGAGCUCAGCUCGAAUCCUCGUUGCCACUUUCUGGAGAUGGGGAUAGUUUCUUGGUGUUGCAUAACUUUGGUUCGAACAACCUCAGUGGCCCCCUGCCACCAAUGCCUAUUGCAUCUGAAAGAUUAGGAAGCCAAACUGUUUAUGCAUUUCUUGCAGGCAGAAACAAGCUUUCUGGGACUUUCCCGGGAGCUUUGUUGGAGAAGUGUGUUCAAGUUAAAGGUGUCAUAGUUAACGUGAGUUAUAAUGAGUUAUUCGGUCAACUCCCAACUGAGAUGGCCACAGGUUGCAAGUCCCUCAUACUGCUAGAUGCUUCCAAGAAUCGGUUUUCUGGAGCUCUACCUCCCAGCAUUGGCAAUUUGGGUUCACUUGUUCUUCUGAACUUAAGCUGGAAUCCUUUGCAAGGUCCAAUUCCAAGCAGCCUUGAUCAGCUAAAGGAUAUCAAACGUCUCUCUUUGGCUGGGAAUAAUCUGAAUGGUUCAAUCCCAGCAAGUUUGGGGCAGCUUUACUCUCUUGAAGUUCUCGACUUGUCCUCAAAUUCUCUAUCCGGUGAAAUUCCAAAAAAUCUUGCGAAUUUGAGAAACUUGACAGUUCUCCUCUUGAACAAUAAUAAACUAUCGGGGCAGCUUCCCUCUGAACUGGGAAAUGUAUCCUCUAUCUCAGUGUUUAAUGUGUCGUUCAACAAUCUGUCCGGGCCACUGCCUCUCAACAGCAAUAUGAAUCAGUGCAAUAGCUUUCUUGGGAACCCUUUUCUUCAUUGCCCUGUGUCCUCUUUGUCCUCACCAUCUGCAGAGCAACAGGGAAUAGUGGGAAACUCGCCAGGCACUGCUUCUUCGCCACCAUCAACUCCGAGGCAAGGAGGAGGCAACAAAAGCCUUAACUCGGUCGAGAUUGCUUCCAUAACAUCAGCAGCAGCAGUGUUCUCGGUUUUCCUUGCCCUCGUCGUUCUCUUCUUUUACACCAGGAAGUGGAAACCGAGGUCCAGAGUCAGCGGAACUGCUAGAAAGGAAGUGAUUGUGUUCAACGACAUUGGCGUACCACUGACCUUUGAGAACGUGGUGCGUGCUACAGGCAGCUUCAACGCGAGCAAUUGCAUUGGCAAUGGAGGUUUUGGGGCGACAUACAAGGCAGAAAUUGCACCCGGUCACUUGGUGGCCAUCAAACGCCUUGCAGUUGGCCGUUUCCAAGGAGUUCAGCAAUUUGAUGCAGAGAUCAAGACUCUGGGCAGGCUUCGCCAUCCGAACCUCGUGACUCUGAUUGGAUACCACGCCAGCGAAACGGAGAUGUUUCUGAUAUACAAUUAUUUACCGGGUGGCAAUCUGGAGAAAUUCAUACAAGAGAGAUCAAGCAGAGCUGUUGAUUGGAGGAUAUUGCACAAGAUUGCUCUCGACAUUGCUCGCGCACUUGCCUACCUGCACGACCAGUGCGUGCCACGCGUCCUUCAUCGUGAUGUGAAGCCUAGCAACAUACUAUUGGACGACGAGUACAAUGCUUAUCUGUCGGAUUUCGGGCUGGCCAGGCUUCUCGGGACUUCGGAGACUCACGCCACCACUGGCGUGGCCGGAACUUUUGGGUACGUGGCACCGGAAUAUGCCAUGACCUGCCGCGUCUCAGACAAGGCAGACGUGUACAGCUACGGGGUCGUGCUGCUGGAGUUGAUCUCGGACAAGAAAGCCCUAGAUCCUUCUUUCUCUUCCUAUGGGAACGGUUUCAACAUCGUUGCUUGGGCGUGUAUGCUACUGCGGCAGGGGCGUGCGAAAGAGUUCUUCACAGGCGGAUUGUGGGACGUGGGCCCGCACGACGAUCUGGUCGAAGUGCUGCACUUGGCAGUGGUGUGCACAGUGGACUCGCUGUCGACAAGGCCGACGAUGAAGCAGGUUGUAAGGCGGCUGAAACAGCUACAGCCGGCGUCGUGUUAGGGUUUAGAGUUGUAAUUGUAGGUACUUGUAAAUGAGAAGUAUAGCUUCCUUGUCCAAUUUUUCCAUGCCAUGUCUAAGGUCCUAGAUUAGAUUAGAAGAAUGCAUAUAUUUGUUUCCUGUAUUUUUUAUUUAACAUCUCUUUGUUCAAAUAAUAGCAAAGCACAAGCUUCUUGAA
Salvia hispanica is the source of this 3718-nucleotide messenger RNA. Lineage: Eukaryota; Viridiplantae; Streptophyta; Magnoliopsida; Lamiales; Lamiaceae. The record is from RefSeq and is a predicted model, not a curated record.